Pimephales promelas (fathead minnow) is the source of this 1876-nucleotide messenger RNA. It is a transcript of the gene rpp25b, whose product is annotated as ribonuclease P/MRP subunit p25, b. Gene Ontology annotation, biological process: tRNA 5'-leader removal. Gene Ontology annotation, molecular function: RNA binding. Gene Ontology annotation, cellular component: ribonuclease MRP complex. The record is from RefSeq and is a predicted model, not a curated record. NCBI's taxonomy places the organism in Eukaryota, Metazoa, Chordata, Actinopteri, Cypriniformes, Leuciscidae.
UGAUGCAACGGCGCCACCGUCUGGACAGGAGUGGAAACACAGCAAAAAGCCUCGAUCAGAUGAGCUUCAUUUCUUCAUAAACAUCAGAGGAGAGGGUGAAACGGAUCCACAGAGUCGAACCACGUUCCUGCAUUGAAAGAGUAGAUCCCGGCGCUUGCAACGGCAAAGUCACGGGUUCGAUUCCCAGAACUGAUCAAAAUGAACGCCAUCAUUUACGAGGCAGCACGAGUGACGGGUGAGAGACGGAGAGAUUCAGCACAUGGAAGAAGAGGAGAAACACAAGGACAGCGAUGCACUCGAGCGAGCGAGUCCGUGAGGAGGAGAGGGCGUCGGGAGCGAGCGGAGAAAAGCUGGAUCUCUGACCGGAUCAUCCCACAGAAGUGAGUGCGCUAUCCGAAAACCAAAAGCUCUCUGUCAGAAGUUCAAAUCCUCAGGAGAAAGUUGGACGCUCCAGGACAUCUACAAGUUUCUGUGCAUUUCAUGCGUUCAUGAUCUCAUGAAUAAGUCAUGAUGAGGCUGGAGCGAUCCCCCCGCAGGACUAAUUGGAAAAGACAGGGAAUGGCAUGUAAUUAGAGCGUUGGGGAUGAAGGGAUGAGCGUAAAGCGUCACUCCUGAGCUGAUGGAGAUGGAGCCGAGCGAUGCGGGUCGGGACACGAGCGCCCAGAUCAAGCAGGCUCACGCCGGCGGCUUCAAGAAAGUGUGUCGGAUCGAGGAGGACAGUGUGUGUCCGUUCCCCGGGCUGGCGGCGGACGUGCUGGAGAUGAGAGUGAAGGAAGGCAGCAAAAUCCGUAACCUCAUGGGUUUCGCCAUGACACGCAUGCAGGACGGGCUGAGGCAGGUGGUGUUCAGCGGGUCGGGUCGGGCCGUCACCAAAACCAUCACGUGUGCCGAGAUCACCAAGAGGAAGAUCGCCGGACUCCACCAGAUCACCAAACUCCAGUACAGGGGCCUGCGGGAGAUCUGGGAGAGUCAGGACGGAGGAGACUCGGAGAUGACCAUCCACCGGACGCUGCCGUCCAUCAGGAUCCUGCUCUCCAAAGACCCGCUGGACCCGCUGGAGCCGGGAUACCAGCCGCCGGCGCUCCGAGAGGGAGAGGCUUCACACGCGCCGGGGAAACGGCCUCUGGAUUCGCCCGACUCUCCGACGCUGGGGAAGAGAGUGUGUCUCUGAGUGUGUGUGUGUGUGUGUGUCUCUCAGAACCGGAACGACUAUGAGACUUCAUAACCAACACACACUCGUACAGACCAGACUGAGCCGCUGAGAGUUCUGUGUGUGUGUGUGUGUGUAACUCUCUCAGAACUGGACCACGACUGAGACUUCAUAACCAACACACACUCGUAAAGACCAGACGGACCAGCUGAGAGUCGUGUGUGUGUGUUAAACACUAUCAGAACCAGACCACGACUGUGAGACUUCAUAAUAAUCGUAUGGAUCUAGCGUGGUUAUUGGCAUCGAUGUAGAAAGCACGCCUGGGAUCUGAAACGUUCUUUUGGGAACCAAAAUGUUUCUUCUACGGCAUUGAUGAAAAACCGAUGAAACUGUAUUUUUAAGAGUGCAUAUGCACGUCACAAUCUUGAUUUAUGGGUUUGACUGGUUUCGAGCAUGCAAUAUCGCUCAUUUAAUUUAAGUAUGCAUAUGCAUUACAAUUUUUGGAUAAAAGCACGUGCUUAAUGCAUAAAUGUAAUUUAAACGUAUAACAGGUCAAAUUUAAUAACGAAUAAAUCAUGAAUAAAACUACUGGUGUUACUGGUUUCCCAAGACCAAAUUUCCAGCUCAAAACCAUGCAAACAUCUAAGAUGACUUCAGAUGCUUCAUGAUGGCUUGUGAUGCUGCGUUGUUUCAUGCAUAUGAAUAAAAGUACUGGUGUUACUGGUU